CAUGCAGAACUUUUAUAAUUCUAAUUCCUCUUAUUACUACCUAGCUAUCAUCUUUCUAUUUUUCCUCAUAAUUUUAUUGAAACAUUUUAUUCAUCCAAAAAAACAUUUACCACCUAGUCCUUUGUCUCUCCCAAUAAUAGGCCAUCUUUACCUUAUCAAAAAUUCACUUCACCAAACAUUAACCUCUUUAUCAACUAAAUAUGGUCCGGUUUUAUACCUCCGUUUCGGGUGUCGAAAUAUGUUGAUUGUGUCCUCUCCAUCCUUUGUAGAAGAAUGUUUCACGAAAAACGAUGUUGUAUUUGCAAACCGGCCACAGAGCAUGCUAGGUGACCGGAUUUCUUUUAACUAUACUGCUAUUUUUUGGGCACCGUACGGUCAACUCUGGAGAGUUCUCCGCCGUCAAACGGCGGUUGAACUCUUCUCUUCAAACAGUCUUCAAAAGUCUUCUUUAAUUCGAAAUGAAGAAACUGGGAUUUUGAUUCGCUCUUUGUUGAAAGCCAGUGACAAGAAUACACGUGGCGGUACUAGGGUUGACUUGAGUUAUUGGGCCUUUACUUUUGUGUUUAAUGUUAUGAUGAGAAUUGGUACUGGAAAAAGUUGUGUGAGUGAGGAAGAUAUAGGAAUGGAAAAGGGGAAAAAGAUUAUUGAAGAGAUGAGGAGUGUUUUCUUUGCAAAUUUGUUGGUUUUAAACGUGUGUGAUUUUUUGCCAAUUUUGAAAUGGUUUGGUUAUAAAGGGAUUGGGAAAAAAAUGGACUUAACGAGUAUGAAGAGAAAUGAAUUUUUAAACAAAUUACUUGACGAAUUUCGACAGAAAAGUAGUAGUAGUAGUGAUCAUGUUGCUAAGGGGAAGAAGGCGACACUAGUUGAAACUUUAUUGUCUCUGCAGGAAUUUGAACCUGAAUUCUACGCGGACGAUCUCAUUAAAAGUCUUCUAAUGGUUUUGUUUGUUGCGGGAACAGAGACCACAUCAAUGACCAUUCAAUGGGCAAUGCGACUUCUGUUAGCUCACCCUAAAGCAUUUCAAAAAUUGAGAUCCGAAAUUGACAACAAUGUAGGGAACGAGCGCUUAUUAAACGAAUCCGAUUUAACUAAUCUUCCUUAUUUACAAUGUGUUAUAAACGAGACGUUGCGAUUAUACCCUCCAGUACCUCUUCUAUUGCCUCACUACUCAUUAGAAGAUUGUACUGUUGGUGGCUACGAUGUACCAAAAAAUACAAUCCUAAUGGUUAACGCUUGGGCCAUUCAUAGGGACCCCGCGUUAUGGGACGAACCUGAAAAGUUCAUGCCAGAGAGAUUUGAGGCUAUGGAAGGGGAAAAAGAAGGAUUUAGUUAUAAAUUUGUACCGUUUGGUAUGGGGAGAAGAGCAUGCCCUGGAGACAAUAUGGGUAUGCGUACUGUUUCAUUGGUAUUGGGUUCGUUGGUUCAAUGGUUUGAUUGGAAAAAUGUGGAAUUAGAUGAAAAUUAUAAGAUGGAUGAAUACUAUAAUUCUAAAGCUAUUGUUUGGGCUCCUUAUGGUUAUCAUUGGAGGGCACUUCGCCGUCUAAUGGUAAUUGAGAUCUUCUUUUUUAAUAGCCUUCAAAAGUCUUCUGCAUUGAGGAGUGAAGAAACUAUAAUCUUUAUUCGCGGUUUAUUUAAAGCUGGUUGUAAUAGGAGUGGUGUGAAAAUUAACUUGAGUAAUUGGGUUUUUAGUUUUGCGUUAAAUGUUAUAAUGAGAGUAGGUACUGGGAAACGUUGCGGAAGUGAGGAGGAGAUAGGAACAGAGAAGGGUAAAGAAAUUAUUGAAGAGAUCAAGGGAUUUUUCUUUGCGAGUGUGUGUGAUUUCUUGCCAGUAUUGAAGUGGUUUGGGUAUAAAGGGAUUGAGAAGAGAAUGAUUUCAGCUCAUAAGAAGAGAAAUGAAUUCUUGAAUAGUUUAUUUGACGAAUUUCGACAGAAGAAAGUUAGUCCUAUUAGUGUUUCGGAGUCCAGUACUGAUGGAAACAGAAAGAAGAAGGGCACACUGGUUGAAACUCUAUUGUUUCUGCAAGAAUCAGAACCCGAAUUCUAUACAGAUGAUCUCAUUAAAUGUGUUCUACAGGUUUUGUUUAUUGCGGGAACAGAGACCACAUCAAUGACAAUUCGAUGGGCGAUGCGACUUCUUUUAGCUCACCCUGAGGCAUUUCACAAGCUGAGAGCUGAGAUUGACAGCAAAGUGGGGAAUGAGCGUUUGCUCAAUGAAUCUGAUUUCACUAAUCUUCCUUAUUUGCAGUGUGUUAUCAACGAGACGCUGAGAUUAUACCCUCCAGUACCGCUUCUGUUGCCUCAAUACUCAUUAGAAGAUUGUACUAUUGGUGGCAAUGAUGUACCAAAAUAUAAUAACGCUUGGGCCAUCCAUAGGGACCCCGAGGUAUGGGAAGAGCCUGAAAAGUUUAAGCCGGAAAGAUUUGAGGGUAUGGAAGGGGAAAAAGAAGGGUUCAAUUAUAAAUUUGUGCCAUUUGGAAUGGGAAGAAGAGCUUGCCCUGGAGCUGCAAUGGGCUUACGCACUGUUUCGUUGGUUUUAGGUUCGUUGAUUCAGUGGUUUGAUUGGGAAAAUGUGGAAUUCGAGGAAAACUUGGAUGCGUGCUAUAAUACUAGAAUCACUUUGAACAAGGAAAAGCCUUUGGAGGCCAUAUGCAUUCCGCGCCAGAAUUGUAUUCGAUUCCUUGACCAGCUCUGAGUUUUUAUGUAUGUAGU
This is a messenger RNA of Solanum verrucosum, 2709 nucleotides long. RefSeq names its product cytochrome P450 81C13-like. The record is from RefSeq and is a predicted model, not a curated record. Lineage: Eukaryota; Viridiplantae; Streptophyta; Magnoliopsida; Solanales; Solanaceae. Gene Ontology annotation, molecular function: monooxygenase activity; iron ion binding; heme binding.